GGUAGAUGCGGGAGCAUGGGAAGCACGGCCGCCUAUAAGGUAGCCAUGGCUGAAGCUUGACAGUAGUCAUAAGGAUCGUAGCCUUCUUGAAAUUGUACCUCUGUUUGGUGCGACAGUGAUUAGAUACCUGAUAUUGAAUAUCUAUAUUUACUUAACUUUUUAAAAAAGCUAUGGCGUGUGCUGUGCUACAGAAGUUUGCCGGAGCACAAAAAGUGUUAACGUUUCAAGUGUUGACUUCACUGGGAAGAAUCUGACUGUUUUGAGCUACUGGCUGUAUCAUUGCAGAAUAGUGACAUUUAAGAUUUCUGAACUGAGAUAAUGGCGGUAACAACAGAGGAUGAUAUUGACAAUAUCUCUGAAGCACCCCUUGAGCAUACUGCAGUGUUGGUGCACUGUCUUUCAGCUGGAGAAACGGAAAAAGCUAGUGCUAUAUUCAGUGAUGUUAAGUAUGAAAAGUGUAUUGUGGAAGAUAGCAGCAGCAUUAUAGAGGCAGUGAAGCAGUUUGUGACCCGUGAUGUAUUUAAGAAAAGACCAAAUGUGUUUCAGUGUGUCCAGGAUAUUCUGAUAUGUUUGGCACAGAAAGCCAUCCCAGAAAAUUUACUUCUUGAAUUUGUAGAAUUAGGAGAAACAUUGGGUGACGACACUGUACUAAUAAUGAUCCUAAAACCAUUACAAGUUGUGUUGGACAGGCUUCAAAAAAACAGAGGUUUCUCUCUUAUGUGGUGCCUAAACAUGAUAGAACAGCAUGUAAAAAAAUUACCAGCUCCAGAGAAUCACAAUCUCGAAGGGGAAGAGACAAAAUUGCUAGAUUGUGAUCCAAACGUAGAACAUAUUGUCAGUGUAUAUAGGUGUAUUGAGCCAUUUUAUAGCCAUUUCAUUUCUCAGAUAACUGCCAAAACUGCAGUUACCUCACUUGAAGCAUCUGCACAGAUAACUAGAGAGAGAAAAUUUUUAAUCAGAUCCAUAAUUAUGAUAUUAGGCCACCCCUUCAUUCAUACUUCUCUGAGACUUGAAGGUCACAGUAAAAGUGAGUCAAGAGUCAUCGCAGAGAAUCUGGUAAGAAAUUUAUUCUGUAUUGCAAAUGAUCUUUUAAAAUUCUUAGAAUAUACUGAAGUUAAAAGCACGAAGAUAAAAAAGAGAGAUCAGCAAAGCCAUUAUAAAUCAGUAGAAGAUGCUCUCAAUGACCCAGUUUUAGAGCAGCCAUCAACUAGUAUAUUUGGUACAGAUGAAGAAAUCCCCAUGUUAGGUUUGGGUACAUUGUAUUAUUUAAUUCUUGGGGAACAUUUUCUAGAAGAAAUUCUACCUGCAGUUUACAACCCCAUUUACGUAUUUCAUAAAAACUUACUUCUUAGUGCAGAAAUGCUCAAAUGUUCGGAACAAUUGAUAAUAUACAAGGGCUUGAUUUUAGCACACACAGUCACAUCAAGAAUUGCUAAAGCAUCCCUGACAAACUCGUCAGUUGAAAGUGAAAUCCACAGCAAAUUUCUAGGUCGUUUACAACCUGUGAUGGUUUAUUGUCCAACUGAAGAGUAUAGAAAGCUUGCAGUCAGUGUUUUUGAAGUGUACCUUUCUGUAUUAGACAGGAAAUGUCUUUAUUUGUUGCUAGUACAUUUGUCACAAACGGCUAAGUACUCUGCUGUCAGUAGUUUUCUUGUCACGUAUUUAAAGAAUGUUAUGUUGGAAGAAAUGAAGAUUAGCAGCAACGUGUCACCUUAUUUUAAAGGCAGAAUGCUUCAGAUUUUAGUCAAGAAGUGUUGUACACUACCUGAAGGAGCAGAGACUGACCUUCUGGAACAUAUGUCGAGAAUAAAUUCUGUUCUUAAUUUCAUUCGCUAUAUGGUUAUAAGAGACAAAGAGAACAAAACAGGGUUUCUUGAUUGUUUGCCUGAAUUAAAGCAGUCAUUUCUUAAUCCACUUGGAGAAGCUCUUAAGUUGUCAAGAAGCCACUAUGAACUGAAACUCAAAGAAGAACUCGAGAAUAAAAAAAACAAAUCAAGUUCGGACAAAAGUGAUGGGCUGGAAAUAAAAGUUACAGUGGCAGGAAAACUUUUCGAACAAGAUCCUGUCAGUACAAUAAAGUGCUCACUGACCUAUUUUGAUUUAAUAGAAAGUCUUCUGUGCCGAGUGAAUGAGUGUUUAGAAUCUCUGUAAUGUUGAUGUGAGUGUGUUAUUGUUGUUAUGUAAGUGCCCAAUGUGAUUUUUAGGGUUCAAGUUGACAUUGUUAAAAUUGUGCCUUGCUAGUACUUGUUAUUGAACAUUACACUACUUGUGUAAUAAAGUGUUCGUGCCUGUAAUAUAACAACUGAAUCAUUGACACAUAUCUUUACAUUUUGUGGCAGAGUAAAAUAUUAAAGAACUUACAAAAUG
This is a messenger RNA of Schistocerca serialis cubense, 2367 nucleotides long. It is a transcript of the gene Coq9, whose product is annotated as ubiquinone biosynthesis protein COQ9, mitochondrial. The coding region runs from base 319 to 2151 and encodes 610 amino acids. Gene Ontology annotation, cellular component: mitochondrial inner membrane; cytoplasm. Lineage: Eukaryota; Metazoa; Arthropoda; Insecta; Orthoptera; Acrididae. The transcript is spliced from 2 exons. Gene Ontology annotation, biological process: ubiquinone biosynthetic process. Gene Ontology annotation, molecular function: ubiquitin-protein transferase inhibitor activity; lipid binding. The record is from RefSeq and is a predicted model, not a curated record.